CAGAGAAGACACUUCCUCCUUUACUCCUCCUCAGCCUUUUCUUUUUCAUUUACACAUUGUUAUAUAACGACUUCAACUUCAGAAAGUCUCCCCACUCCACCGUCAUCUCUAACGGUAGUCAGUACUCUGCAGCUUUUCAGAUUUACUUUGACAACAAGUUGCAAACAUGGCUGGAAAAGUUGUGCUUCACUACUUCAAUGGGAGAGGAAAAAUGGAGUCAAUCCGCUGGCUCCUGACAGUUGCAGAGGUUGAUUUUGUUGAGGUGUAUCUGACAAAACGUGAGCAGUAUCUAGAACUCUUGAGUGAUGGGUCUCUCAUGUUUCAGCAAGUUCCCAUGGUGGAAAUUGAUGGCAUGAAGCUUAUCCAGACAAAGGCCAUCCUGAAUUACAUUGCAGAGAAAUACAAUCUUCAUGGAAAAGAUAUCAAAGACCGCGUCAAGAUCAACAUGUACUCAGAGGGACUGAUGGAUCUGAUGGAAAUGAUCAUGACCUUGCCCUUCAGUCAAGACUCCAAAGAAAAACUGGAAACCAUUGAAACUAAAGCAAAAGAGCGCUACCUUCCUGUGUUUGAAAAGGCAAUGACUGAGGCCGUUUACCUGGUGGGAGGUAAGCUCAGCAUGGCAGAUGUGCUGCUUCUUGAAUGCACCCUGAUGUUGGAGGAGAAGUUUACUGGGAUCCUUGGCGAUUUCCGCAACGUCAAGUCUUUCCAGGGCAGGAUGACAGAGAUUCCCGCCAUCAGAGAGUUCCUGAAACCAGGCAGCAAGAGGAAGCCGCAGCCAGAUGAACGCUUACUAAAAGAGGUUGUGGAGGUGUUGCACAUCAAACUGCCAAUCCCAUAACUUAGAUAAAAGAUCUGGAACAUUCCUCUUACAGAUAUUAUAAAGCAAUAAUAAUCAAGAAUAGCCUUUUCUACUAAUGAAAUUCCACUCUAAGUUGAGAAGAAUACUGCACUUUACAUCACAAAAGAACAAGUUCAGCUUGAAUGAAAGCAAUCAUCAUUUCUAACAACCUAAUAUUGCGUACUAAUAAUAAUAUUCUACUGAAUAAAAUUACAACUUUUGAUGAAAAACUGAGAAA
Notolabrus celidotus (New Zealand spotty) is the source of this 1076-nucleotide messenger RNA. Its product is annotated as glutathione S-transferase-like. The record is from RefSeq and is a predicted model, not a curated record. The transcript has 7 exons. Gene Ontology annotation, molecular function: glutathione transferase activity. Gene Ontology annotation, biological process: glutathione metabolic process. NCBI's taxonomy places the organism in Eukaryota, Metazoa, Chordata, Actinopteri, Labriformes, Labridae. Bases 167 to 838 code for a protein of 223 amino acids.